Molecule: messenger RNA, 5036 nt
Organism: Uloborus diversus
Lineage: Eukaryota; Metazoa; Arthropoda; Arachnida; Araneae; Uloboridae
Product: xylulose kinase-like
Exons: 14
Coding region: 180-1769 (529 amino acids)
Biological process (GO): D-xylose metabolic process; xylulose metabolic process
Cellular component (GO): cytosol
Molecular function (GO): D-xylulokinase activity
Source: RefSeq, a predicted model, not a curated record
CCGAACGUGAAAUUUCUUUUUCUGGAUUAGACGUUCGCUGCUUUUCGUUUCGUUUGUGUAUAUUUUGCAAUCGGGUCAGCUUUGUUGAUGGAUCAGUUGGUUAACGUUGUCAGUCAAAACUUAACGAAGUCCAACACCAGGCUUACAAUUUUCAAAUUUUAAACAUUAAUGCUAUAAUUAUGAGUCAAGACGUAACUUACCUUGGGUUUGAUAUAAGUACACAGCAGUUAAAAGCUGUUGUAAUUAAUGAUGCCUUAAGAAUUACACAUCAGUCUUCGGUGUCUUUUGAUUUAGAUCUUCCUGAGUUUCGAACUCAUGGAGGAGUUUAUAGUCAUGAUGAUAAGUUAACUGUAACAGCUCCGCCUAUUAUGUGGAUAAAAGCUUUUGAUAUGAUUUUGGAAAAACUAAAACUUGAUGGGCUAGAUUUUUCUUCUGUGGCAGCAAUAUCUGGUGCUGCUCAGCAACAUGGAAGUGUCUAUUGGAAGAAAGGUGCUGAGCAAAUACUUCAUACUGUGCUGCCGAAUAAAUUUCUACAUGAGCAGUUGCAAGGUUGUUUUAGCAUGAGAGAUUCUCCAGUCUGGAUGGAUUCUAGUACUACAUCAUACUGUAAAACAUUUGAAAGGGGUGUUGGUGGUCCAAUCAUGCUGUCGCAAAUAACAGGCUCUCGUGCUUAUGAAAGGUUUACUGCAAGCCAAAUUGCAAAACUGCACCAAACUAAGCCUGUUGUGUACAACAACACUGAGAGAAUUUCCCUUGUUAGUAGUUUUGCUGCAACACUAUUUCUUUGCCAUUAUGCUCCCAUUGACUUAAGUGAUGGAUCUGGAAUGAAUUUGUUAGAUAUUCACCUAAAGGAUUGGUCUGAUGUUUGCUUAGAGGUUUGUGCUCCAAAUCUUAGGGAGAAGUUAGGUGUUCCAGUACCCUCUUCAACUGUUUUAGGUACUAUUGCCCCUUAUUUUGUGGAUCGUUAUGGUUUUGCUGAGACUUGUAAAAUUAUAGCAUUUACUGGUGACAAUCCAGCUUCCCUUGCUGGAACUCAGUUAAACAAGGGAGAUAUGGCAAUCAGCUUAGGUACUAGUGACACGGUUUUUCUUUGGCUGACUGAAUAUAGGCCUUCUUUAGAUGGGCACAUUCUUUGCAACCCAUUAACCAGCAAAGAUUUCAUGGCAUUAUUAUGUUUUAAAAAUGGUUCUUUUACAAGAGAAAGAAUAAGAGAUGAUUGUGCUGAUGGAUCAUGGCAAUUGUUUAGUGAUCUUUUAGAUAGCACACCUCGAGGGAAUUUCGGUAACAUAGGAAUGUACUUUGACAUGAUGGAAAUAGUUCCACCUAUGAUUGGAGAUUAUCGAUUCAAUAGAAAUAAUGAAUUGGUUCAGCGAUUUUCAAAAGAAGUUGAAGUAAGAGCUCUUAUUGAGGGUCAAUUUCUUGCAAAAAGAGUUCAUGCUGAAAAUGUGGGAUUUACAAUAGGUUCUAAGUCCAAAAUUAUUGCUACUGGUGGGGCAUCAGCUAACCAAGCAAUUGUACAGGUCUUAUCUGAUGUAUUUAAUGUACCGGUGUAUGUGUUGGACUUUCCUAACUCAGCUUGUUUAGGAGCUGCAUUGAGAGCCAAGCAUGGUCUUUUAGGUGAAGAAUUUGGAUUUCAUAAAAUGUUUGAGGAACCAUUGAAACUUCAUUUAAGUGCAAAGCCAGCUAAAGACGCAGCUGAAAUUUAUGGUCCAAUGCUUCUUCGAUACAGAAUUUUAGAAGAUAGAAUAAUAAGAGAGAAUGACUUUUGAUAUUUUGAUUGAUGUUUAUAUACAACAGUACUUUGAAUAGUUUAACACUUGCAGGAGCUUUCUAUUUGGAAUCCUAUUUGGAACUUUCAGUAUUUAUACAUGUUGUGCUUCUAACAAAGUUAUAUUUUAAAAUGAACAGAUUAAUUUUAACUUUAAAAUAUUUAUUUAUAAGUUGAUACAUUUAUUGUGUUUUUAUUAUAGAAUACGAGGUAUAUUUGCUUUAUUCAUUCAGAACUUUACUGUUGUUAUUGAUGUUCCACUUUAACUUCAUAUGAUUAGGAAAAAAAUGUAUUAAAGAAUUAUUUUAUGCAUAUCGAUAUUGUUUUCAUCUGGAAAAAAAUAUAUACAUAACAUUAAGAAAGCUUCCUUUAAUAUCUUAGAAGAAUUUAUUCAAAAAAUGUUAAAUUUUACCUUUUUAGGUAAAGAAAUGUUGUUCUUAUAUAUUUUCUGUGAUAUUUCCUUAAAUAUUGAGUAAAACAUUUCAUAAAUUGGAAAAGAAUUCAUAUUAACUGCACACUAGUAUACUUUCAAUGAUUGAAUUACAUUCUUCAUUCCAUUUUUAUUGUUUUCUUGUGUAUGUAUACAUAUUUCAUCAAAAGUCUGUAACUUACAAUCGCCACUCCUAUAAGGAAGUGUUUAUCAAAUGUAAUUACAUAAGUAUUUUGAUUUAAUGUAUUUUUAUACAUGUACUUUUAAUGUAUAACAUUUUUGAUACAUUUUUCUUUAUAUACUGCUGAACUGUUAAAUAGUUAUUUUCCUUUAACUUUUAAUACUUCACAUUUUAUUUUUAUUAAAUAUACACUUACUAAAUUUUAAUCAUAUUUGCUGUGCAAGUAUUUUGUUCUGAAAACAUAUUUUCUAUGCUAAUGUUUUGACAUGGCUUUUCUGAGAACUAAUAUUUUCUGAAAUUUGGUACUUUUAAACUGUUCAGGGCUUUAGUGCCUAACUUUUAUUUUUUACUUUUACAAUUUUUACCAUUGUUAAUUUUCCAUGGCUCUUGCUUUUAACUUCAAAUUAAGUUAAUUGUAGAAAAGGAAAUUUAGCUUUGAAAAUUUAUUCUCGUUUUAUCGGGUAAUAUUAUAGUGAAAAAAAUAUUUGUAGGUUUUUUUAAAUGCUUAUUUAUUGAGAUGUCUAUUUAUAUUAAAAGCAAUUUCAUUUCAUUUCUUUAACAUUUAUUAAAAUUCAUUGCUUCAUAAUGUAAUAUUCAUACAUUACAUUUUAGAACUGAAAUACUUUUUAAAUUAUCGUAUCACUUUGGCAUAUGCAGCGAUUAAUUACUCUAAAAUACUUUAAAUCUAUUUUUAAAAAUUCAUUUCCAUGUAUCAUAUUUUCCAGACUAAAAUAUGCAAAUUAUCUGUUUUAAAAGUUAAAUAUCUCAGGUGUGUAUGUAAGCCACAAAGGAGAUACAAUCAAAUAUUUUUGAAGUUGAGUUAUUUCAACAUUGAUUUUUCAAGAGCAUCGAUUGGAUACAUCACUGACCCUGUAUAAGACUUUAAAGGCCCCUUGUUAUGAAAAGAAGGCACAUUUUAUUUUAAAUUGAAUUUCUGAGUAGAUGAGUAACAUUCUUUUCAAAAGCACAAAAAAUGUUGUUGACAAAACUUAAGGAAUUGUUACUGUAAUUUAAUAUAAGUUGCAUUCUCGCUUGUUUAAUUUGCACCUCAGUUAUUCAUGUGUGCAAUCAUUGAUAAAUUUUAUGGCACAUCCCAAAGGCUUUUGCUACUUAAUUUAAAAAAUACAAUAAAGAAAAAAUAUAUAUUUUUUUAAGGUAAAGGAAAACAGUUGUGUGAUAUUAGUAAUUAAAAUUAUUUUUGAGCAAUAUCACUUCUUAAAUUUAUACUUGCUGUAAACAAUUUAAAAAAUAAUAAUCAGAAAUUGCUUUUAAUUGCCUAUUUAUUUUUCUUUCUUGUCGAUCAGCUUGUAAAAUUUUUUCUACAGCUGGUCUGCAAGUUAUGAUAUCUUAUUCAAACUUCAACUUUUUACAAUAGCAGUGUAAAAUUCUAACAGUAUUUCUGUUUAAUACCUCAAUCAAUGAAUUUCCAAAACAUUAAAUGUCUAUGAAACUUUUGUAUUCUAAUAACACAUGUAACUUUAAAAUUAUAAUCUACUGGUUUUCUCUGGAAAAACACUUAAUAGAUAUCUAGAUAUCUUAAUAGAAUUAUGCAUGCAGAAUGCACAAAAAAAAAAAAGUUUGAAAGAGGCAUUGUUAAAUUGAUUUUUAUCAAAUGUGAAACCAGUUAAUUUUUAAUGAGGAAAGGCUAAUGACUUUUUAUCAGCUAAGCUAGCACAUUAAUUAUCAAUCCUUUGAUUGAUUAUGUUUACAAUGAAUGUACAUGCGUUUUUUUUCCCCUUUUCUUUCUGUUUUUUUUUAAAUAGAUUUAUUUUUAAGUCAAAUGUAUUGAUAAAUUAAAGCUUGCACUUGUUACACUCAGAUUUUUUUUAAAUUCUUUUUGUGCUUAUUUUGCUGUUACAUUUAAGUGAAAAAAACUAUUAUAUUUGUAAAAUAUUUUGAACAUGAAAUCGUUGUAAAUUUUCCUACAUUUUUUGCCUGAAUAUUUUGCAAGAUUUUCUGUAUAAUAACUAGUUAAUAUAUUUUGUAAGAUUUUCUGUAUUAUUACUAGUUAAUAUAUUUUGUUUUAUUUCAUAUAUUUUAUAUUACUUUUGAAUUUCUCAUUUUUGAAAGUUCAAUGAUGUAAAUGUAGUGCAAUAACAUUGGUAAUCUUUUAUAUAUUUUUAAAGUAAAUAAUUUGACCCUGUUUGGUCUUUGCAUUACUGGAGUAAAUUUUCAUUUACUUCUCAUGCUCAAUGAGUUGAUUUCCAGAUGAGCAUUAUUACUUGUUUACCUGUCAUAGAUAAAUUUGUCUACAUUAAUAUUUAUGUAAUUAACACAUACACAUGAUUUUUUUUUCCAUCUCCAUAUUCUAUGAUAAAUAUAUAAUUGCCAAAAAUACUUUUCUCGACGGGAAAAUAUGUUAUCUUGACUGUUGUGCCAAGUAGUUAAUGUGUUUUUUAUUAUUUCAUUGGAAAUAUUAACUGUAUUCAUACAAAAAGAGUGUUAAAGUAGAAGAUAUGCUUAAUUUCAUUUCCAAUACAUGUUACACCUCUGUUAUGAGUGGUUGCUUAAAAUGGUUUUCCUCAAACUUCAUAAAGUGUAUCUUUUAUUCAUUUUGAAAUUAUAAGCUGUUUCUUUUUUAGUGAAUAAAUUUUCUAUUUUGAUUCUUUUAUUGUUCAUUUGCCAAGCAAAAUUGUUGAAUAAACAAAAAUUUUGUG